Messenger RNA from Monascus purpureus, 3467 nucleotides. The record is from the annotation of a GenBank genome assembly. Lineage: Eukaryota; Fungi; Ascomycota; Eurotiomycetes; Eurotiales; Aspergillaceae.
GUCACAGGACCCCGUGAUAAUUUCGCGUUCCACUUUUACGCGCGGUUAUGCUUAUCGAUAGAGUCCAGCAAACCAACUCCAGGCAGACACCGUGUUUUCCAGUGGUGUGUGCUUGCUCCACUCCAUAUAUUUCACUUUCCAAGCACCAACCCCUUAGGCCCGUGGGACAGCCUUACGCUUCAUCGUGCUCCACCAUACCCGAUACCUGUUAAAAGGAUACCUGAGAUGCUCUUCUACAGGCACAAUUAGCAGAAACGCAAGGCAAGUACUCUUUUGCUACGAGAAGGAAGAUGCCUCGUGGGAAAAAGGCAACGAGUGACUCCUUACAGCCUUCUUCAUCGUUGCCUAGGCGCACUUCUUCACGACUAGCUCGAGCUUCGUUUGCCGCCAGCCAGAAGAAGGUUGAGGAUGACAGCGGGCAAUUUAACCCCGUAGGGUCACACCCUGGUCCUUGUUCGAAUUCUUUUGAGGUUGCUAUUCCGCUAAAGAAUGUCGUAUCACGUUAUACCUCCUCAUCAUCCACUUCGACGGAGGAAAAUUCAGGAGAUGGGACGAACGAGUAUAAUACUCCCGCAACCAGUGUAGCCGUCACCCCUAUUGAAUCGGCUAUAAAGUCAAGAAAGCGGAUCAGCGCUUCUACUCGAGCCCGGGAAUUACGCUCAAGUGCAUAUUCUCUUAGUAAUACUCAGAGAGGUGUCAAACGAACUUCUACUGCGAUGUCUGUUGAUAACAGCAAGACCGAAGAUUCGGAUGCAGCCCUGGCCCGGGUUCUUCAGUUGAAGGAGUACCAAAGCCCAAAGCGGCAAAAGCCUAGCAGAUAUAACUCUAACAUUGAAGUUCAAGUUUCAGGUGAUGAUUGUUGCCCAUUAACUGAUGCAGAUGAAAUCGCUGAAAUGGCAAGAGAAGACCGAACACAACGGCAGCCGCAUCCUGGAAGGAGUGUCUCUCUUGCAGCAACCGGGAGGACAGUCAUUCCAGACAGCGAGGAUUUCUAUUCAUCUGAUGAACUUAAAGACGGACUGAUGGAUGCUUACGAACUUAGUUCUGACUCCUCAGCAAGCGACUUUGACUCCCCAUUAAGCGACCUUCCAUCCUCAGAAGAUGGCGAGCCGCUGGUUUCACAACUACCAGAAGACAGAAACAAUUCAAUAACCAGACGUCGAGCACUGUCAUCAAGAUAUUCUGCGCCUAACCGUCCACUCCCCCCGGGGAUGAGCCGCCGGGCUGCGAGAGAACGAAGGAAACUUGAGAUACAGCAUCCACUUGUCACAUCAAUGUGGGAUGAUUUAAAGAAGACUCCCCCUAUCAAUCCAGUGGCAGCAGAGCAGCCUUUAGGUAUCUCGCGGAAGCUGAAGUCAUAUCAACUCGAGGGCUUGAAUUGGAUGAUACAGCAAGAGAAUACGUGUUACAAAGGAGGGCUUCUAGGUGACGAGAUGGGUAUGGGGAAGACAAUCCAGGCUGUUUCUCUACUAAUGUCAGAUUACCCUGCUGGCAAACCGUCACUUGUUGUUGUGCCUCCAGUUGCACUAAUGCAAUGGCAAUCCGAAAUCAAGGAAUACACCAAUGGCCAGCUGAAGGUUCUUGUGUAUCACAACUCUAAUUCAAAGGUCAAGCUCCUCACGAAAAAGGACAUUGAGAAAUAUGACGUAAUAAUGAUAUCCUACUCUGGUCUAGAAUCAAUUCAUCGGAAAGAGUCCAAGGGAUGGGUCCGUAAUGGCAAAAUCGUUAAGGAAGAUAGUGUUAUACACUCCAUCCACUAUCAUCGACUUGUUCUUGACGAAGCGCAUAGCAUUAAGCAACGUACUACAAGUGUAGCUCGUGCCUGCUUUGCUUUAGAGGCGAACUACAAAUGGUGUCUUUCUGGAACGCCCGUGCAAAAUCGAAUUGGGGAAUUCUUCUCCCUUCUUCGUUUUCUUCAGGUCCGCCCGUUCGCUUGCUACUUCUGUAAAGAAUGCAAAUGUGAGAGUCUCCACUGGUCGCAGAAUGCAAGCAAGAGAUGCAAUAGUUGUGGGCAUAGUGGGUUCAGCCAUGUGUCAAUAUUCAACCAAGAGAUCCUGAAUCCCAUCACCGAAAGAUUUAACAACAGGGCUCGGGAGGAAGCACUAUCGAAGCUGCGCCUCAUAACGGAUAGAAUAAUGCUUAGGCGGGUGAAGCAAGACCAUACCGCAUCUAUGGAACUCCCGCCAAAACGUGUUAUUCUGCACAAUGAGUUCUUUGGUGAAGUUGAACGUGACUUCUCGAGAAGCAUUAUGACAAACUCUACUAGACAGUUCGAUACAUAUGUGAGCCGUGGUGUGAUGUUGAAUAAUUAUGCGAACAUCUUCGGUCUUAUCAUGCAAAUGCGUCAAGUUGCAAACCAUCCGGAUUUGAUUCUGAAGAAACAUAGCGAAAGUGGGCAGAAUGUCCUUGUUUGCAGCAUCUGCGAUGAGCCCGCGGAGGAAGCGAUUCGAUCUCGCUGUCACCACGAGUUUUGUCGACAAUGUGCAAAGGAUUACAUUCGCUCUUUUGACGCUGGUUCUAUAGCGGACUGCCCGCGGUGUCAUAUCCCUCUUUCGAUCGAUUUUGAGCAGCCAGAUAUCGAGCAAGAGGAAGAGUACGUGAAGAAGAAUUCGAUCAUUAACAGAAUCAGAAUGGAGGAUUGGACGUCUUCUACUAAAAUCGAGAUGCUUGUUUACGACCUCUACAAGUUACGAAACAAGAAGCAAACCCUAAAGUCCAUAAUCUUUUCUCAAUUCACCUCAAUGUUGCAGCUUGUCGAGUGGCGCUUGCGGAGAGCCGGUUUCAACACAGUCAUGCUAGAUGGUACAAUGACACCAGUGCAGCGUCAGAAGUCGAUUGACCAUUUUAUGAAUAAUGUUGAUGUGGAAAUCUUCCUCGUUUCCCUGAAGGCAGGAGGGGUUGCCUUGAAUUUGACGGAGGCAUCCCAGGUGUUCAUUGUUGAUCCGUGAGUACCUUUAACCCCGAAAAUUGCUUCCCUUUUUUUUUUCGCUGAUGUCCGUUACCCAGAUGGUGGAACCCCGCGGCUGAGUGGCAAAGCGCGGAUCGAUGCCAUCGAAUUGGUCAACGACGGCCCUGCGUAAUCACUCGGCUCUGCAUAGAGGACUCAGUUGAAUCCCGAAUUGUUCUGCUUCAGGAGAAAAAGGCCAGCAUGAUCAGAGGCACCAUCAACAAAGACCAAGGAGCAGCUUUGGAAAAGCUUACCCCGGAGGAUAUGCAGUUUUUGUUCCGGGGAUCGUGAAAUGCUUCUGAUAACAUGGGUGAUUUACCAAGGGCAUGUUUGAUUGAAGUGUUUUCACUUAUGCCUGGUAACGGCUAGAGGGCUUCGCACCACUCCAUAGAACUUCCAUAAAUACAACUACAGUGAUGAACUCCGGAUGGGUAAUGGCUCAUACAACGUAAGUUAUGAUUUAUACUCGCUGUCAUCAAACGAGCAUGGAACACGUAUACUGUUCUUGGCUAGGAUGCGC